Messenger RNA from Yamadazyma jaroonii, 594 nucleotides. Lineage: Eukaryota; Fungi; Ascomycota; Pichiomycetes; Serinales; Debaryomycetaceae. The record is from the annotation of a GenBank genome assembly.
AUGUCCACAUUCUUUGAUGAAAUGAAGAAAUCCUUUGCUGAUGUUAAAGUCAGUGAAGGUAAAAUCGAUACUAGUGAUUUCUUACAAGCAUCUGAAUCCUUAGUUAAAUUAUUUGACUUAUUGGGAUCUUCAGCCUUUGCAGUUGUUCAAAAGGAUAUGACUGGUAAUAUUGAAAAGAUCAGAAAGAAGUUAUUAUCAGAUCCUAUUAACUCAUCAACUUUACAAGAUUUAAUUCUUGGUGAAGCUCAAGGUAAAGAUAAAACUGCUACUCAAGGUUUAUUAUGGUUAUCAAGAGGUUUAGAAUUCACUUGUCAAGCAAUGGUUGAAACUGUUACUAACCCAACCAGUGAAUUAACCAAAACUUUCACCGAUUCUUACAGUAAAACUUUAUCCAAACACCAUGGUAUGUUAAUCAAACCAGUUUUCAAAUUAGCUAUGAAAGCUUGUCCUUAUAGAAAAGAUUUCUUUGCCAAAUUAGGAGCUGAUCAAGAUAAAGUUAAUGAACAAUUAAAAACCUGGUUAGAUGCUUUAGAAAAAAUCGUUAAGAUUAUCAUGGACUUUUUCACUUCAGGUAAUUAUGGUAAAGGUUUAUAG